Messenger RNA from Cuscuta campestris, 1538 nucleotides. The record is from the annotation of a GenBank genome assembly. NCBI's taxonomy places the organism in Eukaryota, Viridiplantae, Streptophyta, Magnoliopsida, Solanales, Convolvulaceae.
AAAUUAAAUGGGAGAGUGAGUAUGGGAAACACUACAUACCAAGUCUUGGAGCAACAACCCAAAUACAAAGUUUGUACCAUACAAAACACUUCUUGGUUCUUACAUUCCACACUCUCAACUGUGUAGGGUAGUUACCCUAUCCAUCCCUCUUUUGGAAGAGGACGAUCAAGAAGAUAAUGAUGAGGAGGUUGUGGCCAAGGUGGGAGACGCCGGAAGAAGAAGGGCUUUACACCGUGUUUGAAAUGCCCAUGCCGCCGGAACAAAUUCUCUACUCAUCAUCAUUGUCUACUAAUCCCAAGAACCUGAACUCCAUUCUUUCCGGCGGAAAAGCUUCUGACUCCGGCGAUGAAAUCCAGCUCCUGCUCGGCGUCAUUGCCGCUCCUCUCGUCUCUCAUCCAAUCUUCUCCCCCCGCUCCGCCACCAAGAUCAUCAAUGUUUAUCCCUUCGUAAGCACUCGGCCGGUUUUCCUUCGUCUCUCGAAAAAACAGGUUUUAAUUUACCUAGUUAAAGAUGUCUUUUUGCAGGAGAUGUCAAUGGCUCAGUACAUAGUGCAACAGUACAUUGCCGCGGCCGGAGGAGACGAUGCUCUGAACUCCAUUGCCAGUAUCUACGCUAUGGGUAAGGUCAAGAUGGCGGCGGCAGAGUACACAUUCUGCGGCGGGGAAGAUGCCGCCGGUUCGGAGAAGAGGUUGAGAAAGAAGAGGGUCAAGAAUGACGGAGAGAUCGGCGGCUUCGUGUUGUGGGAGAAAAGGCCGAACCUUUGGAGCCUGGAGAUGCUGGUCUCCGGCUGCAAAAUCGCCGCCGGCAGCGACGGGAAGGUGGUGUGGCGGCAAACUCCGUGGCACAGAUCCCACGCUUCCCGCGGCCCGCCCCGGCCUCUCCGUCGCACAUUACAGGGGUUGAACCCCAUGUCGACGGCGGCUCUGUUUUCCAAAUCCACCUGCUCCGGCGAGACCUCGGCGAACGGAGAAGACUGCUUCGUGCUGAAGACUGAAACCGAGGCCGCCGUUCUGAACGCGAGGAGUACCCGUAAGCUGGAGAUAGUCAACCACACGGUCCGGGGGUAUUUCAGUCAAAGAACCGGCCUGCUCGUCCGGCUCCGGGACACUCAGAUCAUGAAAAUCAGGUCGCCGGGAAACAAUGACGUCACCUGGGAGACGAGCAUGACGUCGACGAUCGCUGACUACCGUCCGUUAAACGGAGUCAACGUCGCUUACGGCGGAAGAACCGUGGUUUCCCUGUGCCGGAUCGGCGGGAACUCGAGAGGUCGCCGCGCCGUGACGGCGAUGGAAGAGGUGUGGAGCAUCGAGGAAGUGGACGUCAACGUUAAGGGGCUCUCUGUGGACUUUUUCUUGCCCCCGGCUGAUUUGAAUAAUAGAGAAGAAUGAAUGAAAAUUGAAAAAAAACAGAAAGUAAUCUAAAUUUAAGAAAUCAAAUAAAGUACAAUUUUAUUGUUGGUAUAUCUUCUCAUUACAAUUCUUAUUAUUCCCUUUACAAUUCUGUGCCAAUUUUGUCAUUAGUAAAAAAAGAGUAAAUUC